Molecule: messenger RNA, 3087 nt
Organism: Phacochoerus africanus (Common warthog)
Lineage: Eukaryota; Metazoa; Chordata; Mammalia; Artiodactyla; Suidae
Gene: CHRM2
Product: cholinergic receptor muscarinic 2
Exons: 2
Coding region: 89-1489 (466 amino acids)
Biological process (GO): regulation of heart contraction; adenylate cyclase-activating adrenergic receptor signaling pathway
Cellular component (GO): plasma membrane
Molecular function (GO): G protein-coupled acetylcholine receptor activity
Source: RefSeq, a predicted model, not a curated record
CUUGCAGCUCGGGGAGGCAAGUGGAACUAAACCUGCGGCAGGUUUAAAUGUGUAUUUGGCUACUUGGCUACUGAGUAGAGAACACAAAAUGAAUAACUCAACCAACUCCUCUAACAGUGGCCUGGCUCUGACCAGUCCUUAUAAGACAUUUGAAGUGGUUUUUAUUGUCCUUGUCGCUGGAUCCCUCAGUUUGGUGACCAUUAUUGGCAACAUCCUGGUCAUGGUCUCCAUCAAAGUCAACCGACACCUCCAGACAGUCAACAAUUACUUUUUGUUCAGCUUGGCCUGUGCUGACCUCAUCAUUGGUGUUUUCUCCAUGAACUUGUACACUCUUUACACUGUGAUUGGCUACUGGCCUUUGGGCCCCGUGGUGUGUGACCUUUGGCUAGCUCUGGACUACGUGGUCAGUAAUGCCUCAGUAAUGAAUCUGCUCAUCAUCAGCUUUGACAGGUACUUCUGUGUCACGAAGCCGCUCACCUACCCCGUCAAGCGGACCACAAAAAUGGCAGGUAUGAUGAUUGCUGCUGCGUGGGUCCUCUCCUUCAUCCUCUGGGCUCCGGCCAUUCUCUUCUGGCAGUUCAUUGUAGGGGUGAGAACUGUGGAGGAUGGUGAAUGCUAUAUCCAGUUUUUUUCCAACGCUGCUGUCACCUUUGGCACUGCCAUUGCAGCCUUCUAUUUGCCUGUGAUCAUCAUGACUGUGUUAUACUGGCACAUAUCCCGAGCCAGUAAGAGCAGGAUUAAGAAGGACAAGAAGGAGCCCGUGGCCAACCAAGAACCAGUUUCUCCAAGUUUGGUACAAGGAAGAAUAGUGAAGCCAAACAACAAUAAUAUGCCUGGCAGUGAUGAAGCCCUGGAGCACAACAAAAUCCAGAAUGGCAAAGCUCCCAGGGAUGCUGUGACUGAGAACUGUGUCCAGGGAGAGGAGAAAGAAAGCUCCAACGAUUCCACCUCAGUCAGUGCUGUUGCCUCUAAUAUGAGAGAUGAUGAAAUAACCCAGGAUGAAAACACAGUUUCCACUUCCCUGGGCCAUUCCAAAGAUGAGAACUCAAAGCAAACAUGCAUCAAAAUUGUCACCAAGACCCAAAAAAGUGACUCAUGUACCCCAACUAAUACCACUGUGGAGCUUGUUGGUUCUUCAGGUCAGAAUGGAGAUGAAAAACAGAACAUUGUCGCUCGCAAGAUUGUGAAGAUGACCAAGCAGCCUGCAAAAAAGAAGCCGCCUCCUUCCCGGGAAAAGAAAGUGACCAGGACGAUCUUGGCUAUUCUGUUGGCUUUCAUCAUCACUUGGGCCCCAUACAACGUCAUGGUGCUCAUUAAUACCUUCUGUGCACCCUGCAUCCCCAACACAGUGUGGACAAUUGGUUAUUGGCUCUGUUACAUCAACAGCACUAUCAACCCUGCCUGCUAUGCACUUUGUAAUGCCACCUUCAAGAAGACCUUUAAACACCUUCUUAUGUGUCAUUAUAAGAACAUAGGCGCUACGAGGUAAAACAUCUUUGUAAAGAAGGAAGGUAGUCAAGAGGAGCUUGAGGAACAGAAAAAGAAUGAAAGAGCUCCUAGUUUUAAAAUCUCUGCCAUUGCACUUUAUAGUCUUAUUAAUGGAAUGUGCAAUUAAGGAGCCCUACAGUGACACUUACUGUGCCUCUGCUCCAAUUUGAGAAACUUGCACCUUAUAAACCCUGCCAGUUUAGGAGCAAUGAGACCAUAAAAGAGACGUGUUGGAAUUGUGGAUUUAAGGAACGAUCUGUGGUUUCUCAUACUCUCUUGAAGAAGGGCUUCUGAAUAUAUAAUUUUAUCUCUGCACACAAAAAUAAUAACCUCUUUUCUUUUUUGUUCACAUUUUUGUUACCUUGUGUCCAUAUGAGGAUGAAAUGCCACAAUUACAACCUAACCUCGAGACUUAAACAUAAAGAAAGCCAUUAUACAAUGAAGAAGUGAAGAAGGAAGAUCAAAAAAGGGUGUAGAAGUGGACUCCAGAGUGUUAAUAUAUAUUAUAAUUUUAUUACGGUUUGUGGGGAAUUGCAACCUAAUAAAUGUUUAUCCUUCUUUGCCAUACCCUUUUCCCACCAUCAAAAGAGAGCAAAGCAAACAAAACCAAAAAUCUUAACUAUAUCACAUCAUUAUUUUUCUCAUUAUGGCAUUGGUUUUUGUACAUUGUGUAAGGGCAAAAUCUGCAGGACUUCUGCUAAAUACAACCAGAGACAGCCAUGCAAAAGGGUGUUUUACUCCUGCGCACUGUGUAUUUUACCUUCUUUGGAGGUAUGCAGCCCUGUGAGGAUUUAGUUCACAUAUGAUCGUUCCUGUGAAAUAUUUUCACCAAUCUAGUUUUCUACUAAACUAGCCUAUUAUUUGAAUAUAAUAGCCUACCUAAUGUAGAAACAUGCUUGAAAAACCAAAGUCAUUUUUAAAUUGAGGUUUCAUCAAAUUAAAUAAUGGUCAUUCUUGUUGGAGAAAGUUUACUGAAGCCAGAUGAAUUCUGAGAUAAGAAAAUAGAAGGUGGAAAGGGCAUCAUGUUUCCACCUGAAUCUGCCUGACCCAUGUAUAAAAUGUUAACUUGUAAAACAUGAACUCCUGGUCUUUGUCAGCAGGAAGAAGAUGUUGCUUUAUUCAUCUGGAAUCUUAAAUAGGAUUAAACAUAGUCAUGUGGCACCAAUGACUUUUGGGUCAGUCCCAAGAGAAUGCUUACUAAAGGAUGAUAUCCAGUUUAGAGUCCAAUGAGAUUUAUAACCAUUCUGUAACCUGUGGAGGAAAAAAAGGAGAGUAAUUCAAAAAACUUUACUGAAGCCACAUGUUUUGUGUUCCUCAAACUGUCAAUUCUCCCUAAAAUUUUUUAACUCCAAAAUUCUGUCAAUGAGAAGUAUAGUAAUCUUGAUGGCAGAAGUGUCAUGGAUAUCAAACAGGCCAAGUGAGCUCAGCAGAAUAUGAAAGAAGGUAGGUAAAAGAAGGUAGUGGCACUUCCCACUGUUCCUUUAGUUAUAGACCUUAGAAAAUCAUAACAGGAAUGAUUACCCAGUGAUGGCUUUACGUAGACUCUUGUCUAUAUAGAGACUUUUUAUUGGCCAAUAAAUUUAUGAUUAUAUUGAUUCA